Molecule: messenger RNA, 1862 nt
Organism: Diachasmimorpha longicaudata
Lineage: Eukaryota; Metazoa; Arthropoda; Insecta; Hymenoptera; Braconidae
Exons: 2
Coding region: 319-675 (118 amino acids)
Source: RefSeq, a predicted model, not a curated record
UGCGACCUCUGUGUCCCACAGACCGAUAUAUCGGCCAAACUCAUUUUGGCUUUUUGAUUAUUUAUUUAAAAAUAAAUGUGAAACUAACGAAACAUUCGAAGCUCACUAGAAACAGGUACAGGUCUAGUACAAACGAUAGAAUCAGUUCAUUUUGCGACAAGCAAUUACCUGUCGGCUAUCUACAUACGAAAGGUCCUCGACUAAUGUAGCUGCUCUUUUUCAAAUCUCACUUUACCUCAGCCUUUGCAUUUCCAGAAACAUUCUUCACUCACUGUCUCAGCGAGUCGAAAUUUUGAUUAUAAAGAGAAAAAAAAGGACAUGUGGUUCAUCUCCAUCAUAAUCAAAUUACGAGAGAAACUGAAAAGUACAGAGCACAAUUACAGGAGGAUUUGCGAUGAUUUUGAAAAAAGCCAGCGGUUGUUGACGAUGUCUGCAACUCGAGAACUUAAUUUGCAGCACUCCCUCUCUAUUUUACAAUUUACAGACGACACAAACACUUUUAAAUUGCAGUUCCUCCACCAGCUAGACUCCCUGAAAAGGCAUGUGGCGAUGCUCGAAGCUAAAUAUGAUGAGCUAGUGCGAGAGAACAGACAGCUAAUGCAACACUUACAAGGUUACAGAGAAUUUAAUCAACGAAGAAGAGUACUCAAUAUGAAAUCCAGACAUACCAAGUAAAUAUUGGUUGGUGGGACAGGUGGGAGAACGUUAAACUUAAAGAUUUGACUCUAGCUGACAGUAAAAAAGAUUUGAAAUACACUCAGAAUCAUCUAGAGUGUCAAAUUGACUUCUCAUUCGAGCCAGAUAAGCUUGAACUUCCCUCAGGAAGAUAAUGAAACAAUGAGGAUCGAUUAUCGUUAACCCCCCAAACAUAGAUUUCCUGGGAAUUAAGUGACUAAAGAAAUACAGUACAAAAAGUGAAUCUUUAUCCCAUGUAAAUGGACACUUGUCCAUAAUAAUUGUUUUUCUCUAUGUUGAUGUAAAAAGAUUUCCCUCUCCACUUUUUUACCAACAGAAAAGAGGCUAUAAGAGGACUUUUCCCAAUAAUUUGUAAAUAAAACUGUCUGACACUCCAAUUUUUUUAUCACUUCAUUAUCCAGAUGAAGACAAAGACAAUGAAAAUUUUCUAAACAAUUUAAUUGAUUGUUGAAUUGAUUAAUAAGUUGAGCCUCAUUAUUUUAGAAUACUUUCAAUCACUGUCGGAGAUUACAAGUACAGGCGUAAAAAUAUAAGAAACAAGCGGAUUGCCACUUGGUCUUGCAGAGUGCAACAAUAUCCAUGAAAUUUGAAGCCCCAAUGGUCCAAAGGUCCAUUAACAACGAAGCCACAUAUUACUUUGCCCACAUAAUCUAAAAAAUAUUUUUAUUAUCAUCAGGACCAUUCCACAAGCAAACGACAGAAAAUUAAAUCUUUUCGUCAUUAUUUAAUAAAUUCAGUAAAAUUGUGAAUGCCAGGGCAAACAAUGAUGAAUAAACAAAAAUCAAUGCAACGUGACUUAACGAUUUUUUCAGGCUUCAUUUUUCAUAUUUACCAUUUUCAUUUUCUGUAUAAUUAUUUAUAAUUUACCAUGAUUGAUCAAUAGAAUUAAUAUACAAUAUAUUUUAAAGUUAUAAUUAUUAUUACACAUUACAAUCUGACGAAGAAAAUAUAUAGUAUUUAAUUAUAGCAGCAGGAAUGGCCCCUACUAUCUUACAAGAAUGUUUUAUGUCCUCUUUUUUUUUUGUAAUUUGCGUGCCAAAAUGUCUUCAUUAUUAAUGCUGAAUUUUAAUUUUUUAUCAACUUGUCGAUUCGAUCCAUAACCUAUUUAAACAUACACAUUGAAUCGUAGUAGUUCAUUCAUCAUUUACCAGUUAUCAUCAAAUUAU